Lethenteron reissneri (Far Eastern brook lamprey) is the source of this 1886-nucleotide messenger RNA. Its product is annotated as atypical chemokine receptor 3-like. Gene Ontology annotation, molecular function: G protein-coupled receptor activity. The record is from RefSeq and is a predicted model, not a curated record. NCBI's taxonomy places the organism in Eukaryota, Metazoa, Chordata, Hyperoartia, Petromyzontiformes, Petromyzontidae. Gene Ontology annotation, biological process: G protein-coupled receptor signaling pathway. Gene Ontology annotation, cellular component: membrane.
CCCACACACACACAGAGAGAGAGGCACCUUGUAUAUAUACCCCGAGCCGAGUCGAGGGUGGGUCGCCGUGGAUCGAUCGAGUGCUCGUGUAUUUAUUGACAGGGGGCUCUCUCACCUGGUGAAGUUGGGUUCACCUGGACACCUUUGGAGCCAGCACCAGUAAAGGCUGCGAACACACAGAGACAACUCCAACAUGGACCUUACUCUUGACUUUGACUCGGAAGCCUUCUUGAACUUCACCGACUACUGGGAUCUGGAGCCGUUGUGCAACGAGUCUACGGACGCAAACUGCAGCUCUUCCUACAAGCACUUCGAAUGCCCACAGGUCCUCAAUAAGGGCGCCAUUCUCAUCGGCAUAUCCAUCGUUUACCUCUUCAUCUUCGUCGUAGGAGUCGCAGGCAACGUGGCCGUGUUCUGCUUCAACGUGUUCUUUCACAAAAACAGGUUCGAGACUCAUCUGUACGUCGUCAACCUCGCCAUUUCCAACAUCUGCAUCGUACUCGUCAUGCCCGUGAUGGUGGCCUCGUUUUUGCACGACGACCAGUGGCUCUAUGGCAACUUCCUGUGCAAGCUCACCAACGUCACCUUCAGCGUCAACUUGUUCGCCGGCGUGUUCUUCGUGACCGCCAUGAGCGUCGACAGGUACAUCACCUUCGUGCACUUCCACGAGGCGUCCAGCCGGCGGAAGCAACGCGCGCGCCUCCUGAUAUGCGCCAUCGCGUGGCUGCUGGCCGUGGUGGCGUCGCUGCCCGAGAUCAUCUACAUCCGAGCCGUGACAACUCCCAACGGCGAGACCCACUGCCGCGCGGACCUGCCCCCGGACCACUUUUUCAAGUGGAUGGCUGGCAUCACCCUGCUGUACAACACGCUGGGCUUCCUCGUGCCCUUCCCAAUGAUCGUCGUCAGCUCGGUGCUCCUCUACCGGGCCAUCGCGUGGCACGGCCUCUCGGAGAGGAACAACGGCCGCACGAUCGUGCUGGUGUACGCGACGGUCUUCGCGGUCUGCUGGACGCCCUACCACGUGCUCUUGCUGGCGGACGCGCUGGCGCUGCUGCGCGUGCUGCGGUUGGGCUGCGCGCUGGACGAGGCGCUGUACGUGGGGCUGCACGUGGCGCAGUGCCUCGCCGUGGGCCAGUGCUGCGUCAACCCCGUGCUCUACUGCUUCGUGGACAAGCGGCGCCGGCAGGAGUUCAUCCGCUCAGUCGUGGUCAAGUUCAAGGCGAGCACCGCCUCGCACGACCUGCUCGCGGAGGACUGCACCUAUGUCACUCAGAACACGGAAUGCGCGGUCAUACUGCCGAACCGAUCCGAGGCGGACCGCUGACUUUGAAGCCAGUUUGUCUGGAAAAAUUCAAGACCCCCCGCACGGUGCACGCGAUUACCCAGUCAUAGAUACGGCUUGUACCCAAAUGUAAAACUUUGCUGCUUAAAUUGUCAACUGUAUUCUAUGAUGUGUAAAGAAUGACCAAGUAAGAGUUUGCUCGCCGUGAGAAAAACCUGUAGAUGCUAAAAUACUUUUUAUAUAUAUAAAAUGUCGCAUUUAUACAGAGUGCUUGUAUGUAAUACUGGAUAAUAUUGGUAAGUAAAAUAUAUUUUACGACAUGUAUUUUCUAGGUAUGAGACAAACAGGACUAAAAAGCAAUGGUAUACAUUUCCCGAGCUGAACUUUUUUUAUUGUAUAGAAUUAUCAAUUCCAUAAUGAAGACUUAUUUACAAAAUAAAGACUGGAACGCCAAUGUUUAAUAACUACAAUUUAAAAUACUCGAGAGAGACGAUGAACGUUGUAACGGAUCUACUGUUACAAAUCAUUCAACAUUUCAACUAUUGGAUCGUAAAGAUACUGCACGGUUUUCGAAUAAAAAAAAUAAACCCUCUUUGGAAUCGCA